AUCGAUAGUCUCAUAGAGUGGGCUCCCUUGUAAAAAAAACAUAAUAAACAAAACAGAAAGUAAAACCAGUUUGCUGACCAAAUGUCUUCAGUAACUCAGAGCCAAGAUGAGACGAUAGUCGGUCUGAUGGCCAUGGGUUUUGAUCUGAAGGAUUGCCAAGAUGCCAUCAAUUUUGGAAAGACUUCUGUCGAAGCAGCUGUGGAAUGGUUAGUUGCAGGAAAACCAGGGUUGACAGCUAAUCUAUCUGGACCAACACAGCAAGCAGGGCCAAGCCUUAGACUGCGUGGUGUAUCUUCAGAUUUUAACAAUAGGGCUGCAGCUCCCUUUCAAAAGCCACACCCAAUACCAGAGGCUAGCCAGUCAGAGCCCUCCAAAAGUACCACUGACCAAUCAGAAACUCCAAUGUCAAUAUCUUCCACCAGCCAAUCAGAAACAGUCUCUAGUGACACUGGCCAAUCAGAUAGUGACAUGGUUAGCAGAUAUCAUUUGAACCAAGAACAGAGGAAGUAUAAAGAGAGAUUUGAACACAAGAAAUAUGAAGAGGCUAAAAAGCAGGCCAUCAUGGACAAACGCCGACAAAAAGAGGCCCAUGCGAGAGCAUUAAACGAGAUUGCGGGAGACCGGGAAAAGAAGCGACUUAUGCAUGCCCCUGUCCACACAGAGGAAAUGAAAGCCUCUGCCGACACUGAACAACCCAGCGUUGCUACAGUGCCGAUACCAGAAACGACAGCCAGUUCUACAUGUCUGCUUCAGAUACGAUUACCAGAUGGCAGAUCGAUGAGACAUUCAUUCAGCCCUACAGAUUCGCUAGAGACAGCAUGGCAGUUUGCUGCAGGCCAGAACUAUGCAAUAAAUAACUUCUCUUUCAUGCAGCCAUUUCCCCGCCGUGAGUUUACCAUUGAGGAGAUGUCACGCACGCUGGCCGAUCUGGGACUUACACCCACAGGAUCUCUUGUUAUACAGAAACGACAGAUUCAUUCCCAGCCGACAGAAUCAUCACAAGAACAGCAUGCCACGCCUGAACCCAUGGAGACAGGCUCUGUCCAACAUAUCCCCUCCCCCAGUCACCACCAGCCCUCACAUGACCACUUGCCCAAAGCCCCUCGGGCUCACGCUGCUCCUAGGGGCUACCGCUGGGGUCAUGGUACUGCGUUAGACACUGAUGAACAGCCAACAAGCGCCAUGGAGAUGGGAGGGAGAGAUGAGAGAGAGAACGAUGGCCAACCAGAGGGAGAAGAAAUGUUGGAAGAACACGGUCACGGAAUGCCCCCUCCCGCAGGGCUUGGCUUUGGUGGUCACAUGGGUCAUGACAUACCACCCCCCCCACCUGGUGUUAUGGGAGCCAUGGAUGAGAUGUUAGGAGGGCUAGGAGUCGGGGCAAACAAUCAGGCAUUCGGUGGCACAGGACAGAGGCUAGUUGCUGAGGGGCAUCAAGGAUUUCGAACAGACUUUCAUGACAGGCCAGCUCGGGAACUUGCUGUUGAGAGAGCCCAAGCAAGACAGGCAGCCCCUCCACCUGCAGCCCUGGGGCCACAACAGGGACCUAGUUCUGGGCCCUUGGGACCCCCAUCCCUUUCACAGGUCCACAGUCUGGCCCAGAUGUGCCUUAAAAAUGUGGCUAACAGACUCAAUGACCCUCGACACCAACUGCUUAGUCUAGCUGGGAUAUCCGAGGAAAUGGCGCAAAUCAUCCUCGAGUUUCUGAUCAAAGAAAAACUGCUUAAGCCCAAAACUCUGAAUGCAUUUAUUCCUUGUUACCUCAGGAAAUUGGUACUGGACUGCUAUCCUUAUGUCACCAACGAGUUGCUGCAUUCUGUCAGGUUACACACAAACCUGAACCAUUUAAGCUUGAACGCCUGUCCAUUGAUCACAGACCAGGGCUUGCAGUGUCUUAAUACUCUCAAGAAGUUGAAAAGGUUCAAUAUGAGCAGUUGUCCACAGCUAACCAACAAAUGUCUAGCUGUGUUAACAAGUAUGCCCAACUUGGCAUGGCUUAACCUGGAGCAGACGGGAGUCACAGACUUGGGCGUAAUACAGUUCUUGAAGACCACGCCCAUCUCGUUACAACACCUCAUACUGAACAGGACAACCAUCACGCAUGAUGUGAUUGGAGAACUGCACACUGGGGCCCCACAUCUGAGAUCUCUGGCCUUGGAAAGUACACAGAUUAUGCAUCUGGAUGGAAUAGAGAAGUGUGUCGAAUUGGAAUCAAUAAACCUUGCAAAUACGAACAUAAUCAUGGAAUCGCUGAUAUUCGUGUCUAAGCUAUCGGCAUUGACAUCACUUAACAUCGCCAACACCGAGAAUAUAAAUGGGGAUGAGGCUCUUUAUAACAUACAAAGAUUACGUCUAAAUACAUUGGUGUUACCAUCGAGACAUACCACGACAAAUGCUGGCAUGCAGUAUCUCAUCCAGUCUCCAUUGGUUGCCUUGGAUCUAACAAACUAUAUUUUUAUCGGGAAUGAAGGAAUGGAACAAAUUUCUAAGAUAAAAACCUUAAAGAAACUGUUGUUAAGCAACACGAAGGUAGCGGAUGAUGGCAUGCGUUUCCUGAAAGAUCUUAAAAGUCUGGAAGUCCUACAUCUUGACCGGUGUACAAUAACCGACAAGGGUGCUAGCAUCAUUGGAGCUUUACCUAAUUUGAUAGACCUUAGUUUGGCAAGCACAGGCAUAACAUCACGGUUCCUGCUAGCGGGUCAUUGUAACAAGUGCUCCAACCUGACCAAACUCAACCUGAGUAGGACAACAAUCACACGUAAAGGUGUGUUACAGCUGAGUCUGCCCUUCCUGCAAAUGCUGAACCUGGAUGGCACAAAGGUGACCCCUGACCUGUGUGUUUCCAUGGUAACCAGAUGCCCCAAGCUGACCCAGAUACUCACCCGUAACCUUCAACCGUUUACCCGUGAUGAUGAGGUAGAAGAGGCAGAUAUGGAGGUCUGCAACUGACCAUUGACGUUUGUUGUCAUGGUGACAGUGGUGCUCAUGUGAUGUUGUUAUAGAAACGCACAAGUUAUCAGAUGUACUACAUGGUGUAAUAGAUGUAUCAUCUAGAUGUUGACAACUCAAUUUUGAACUGUGUUGUCAUGGUGAUGGUGUUGUUUGAGUUAUGUUGCCAUGGAAACACACAGACUAUUUCAGAAAUACAUAUGUAUGCGAUGUUGAGCUGAGGUGAGGCUAAAGUGACACCCUUGCAUGUAUGUAUCAUAACAUAUAAUCUAUAAAAACCCUUAUCUUCAUAGUACAUGAUAAGCUGUAACCAAUAUUGACCUUUGUACAUAUCAUUCAUUGACCUUUGAUGAUGCAGAAUCCUUAUUUUUCAUGGUAUAAUAUGAAAUAAGGCACUGCCUUGGACAGGCUCUAGGAAUGUUAUCAACUACAGAAAAUGCUAAUGCCGUACAAUUUUCCUACAUGUAGGUAAACAAGUGUAAAAGGCAAAAUUGAUUUUAUAAGACAUACCACGACUAUGACUAUGACCAAUUAGAUCAAUUAGGUGCAUCACAAGUAAGGUAAAGGCAAUGCAAACUAAAGUGAAUAUUUUGAUGGUUGAAAAAAAUUCAUAUUAACAAACACAAUAAAUAUACUAAUUAUCACAAUACUGAAUAUCAUACAAGCAUGAUAAAGUACAAAAUUAUGAUUCCUACUUUAAGCAUAACAUGGUAACUAAAACAGAUUGAGUUUACAUAAAAUUGAUUAACACAGACUCUACAGUUGUCUGACAAUCAAACUGUACUUUACUAUUUAAAGAUUUUUAAGCUUCUGCAAAUAACCUGGAAAAUGGUUUGACCCGCUCAGCAGUUUGAAAUGAAUAUAAAUCCCCUGUAGUGAAACGUUGUUAACGCCCUUCAAUCAUUGAAUAUUACAAUUUAUGCAAAAAGUAUGAACAUAUUUAAUUAUUUAAAGUAUGAGACUUUAAUCUGUUAUAUAAACAUUAUACAUCUUUAACAUUUAAAAAAGUUGCUUACUAAGGUAUCAGCUGUACAAAAUAAGCUGGUCAUUUGUUUGUCUGUGUUCAUAAAUGCUUUAUGCUUUAGCAUUCUGCCCUCAACUUCUGCCAAAGUGAAGUGUUAUUAGCCUGAAAAUGCUUUUUCCCUGCAUCAUUUAUUAAUUUAAAUGGUAAAUGAAUGCACGUUGAAAUGAUUGUUCCUUUAAAAAUGAGAAAAUCUUCCAAAAUUGAGUCCUUGGAAGUACACAAAUCUCCACUAUUUUGGAGAAAACUUCCAAAAGUGAAGGUUUUGAAGUUCAGAAUAUCAAAAUCUGGUGUAAAUGUUACUUUAUGGCCAUAUUUUUAAUAAGUCUUGAAACAAAAGUUUUUCUUUAAAUAGCAUUUCAUGAAGAUCGCAAGUUAUAGUUACAAAUUAUUUAAUGUCUAAAGUAUCUGGUUGGACGAUAGUGGAAAAUUCUGAGAUGCACAAACUUCCAACUUUCAAAGGAAAACUUCCAACAUUGCUGUCAUGGAGGUUCAAAAUUCCAGUUUCAAAUUCUUAAUGGAAGUCCUGUGGUAUUUGUAUUAGUCUAUGUAAAUAAAUUUAUACUUAAUAUUGAUAUUUGGAAUGUACAUGAUAUUUAAUACGAAGUGAACGUUUAAACAAACAUGCUGUACCAUUAUGUAUCUGUAAAUAUCUGAAGUGAAUUUUUCAUCAAAAAUAUUUUGCUUGACUCUAAAUUAAAUGCUUGUUGUUAAUGAUAAAUUAUUAGUUAUCAAAAAAUAAAAUUCACCUGCGUACUUUUCAUAAUUCUGUUGUUUAAUUUGAUAAUAGGUAACUUGUUCGCUGUUAUUGAGAAUAACUAUCACAGUACUGGUAAGUGAAUAUUAAAUAUCACAAAGAAAUGGUUAAUUUACACGAACUAUGCUUCUGUUUUUAUACUCCAAUUGGUUCCAUUGACAAUAAAUAUA
Molecule: messenger RNA, 4894 nt
Organism: Mya arenaria
Lineage: Eukaryota; Metazoa; Mollusca; Bivalvia; Myida; Myidae
Exons: 22
Coding region: 82-2946 (954 amino acids)
Molecular function (GO): protein binding
Source: RefSeq, a predicted model, not a curated record